AUGGAGUACUCUUAUCACUAUAACCCGGACCGCUUGUCUACACAGGCAGAGGCCACUGCGGCCGUCUGUAUGCAAAAUCUCUCUGAGUGGAUGCAUGCCGUCGAUGAAAUUCGCACCUGGCCAGAAUACACCGAACAGCCUCUACGCACUCUUCCCAAACAGGCACAAAAGCUAGGAAUCCAGGAAAUAUUCGUCAAAGACGAAAGCAGACGCUUUGGAACUGAACUCGGCUCCUUCAAGGCACUUGGUGCACCUUACUCAGUUUAUAAGAUUUUGGCGGAGGAGGUGCACGCAAAAAAGGGUGUCUGUCCGACAGCAGCUGAACUCCGUACGGACGAGUACCGUGACAUCACGCAGCGCGUUACUGUCUGCGUCGCGACGGACGGCAACCAAGGCCGUGGAUUGGCGUACGGUGCCAAAAUAUUCGGCUGUCGAUGCGUCAAUUACAUUCACAAUCAUGUAAGCGACGGUCGCGCCAAGCGUAUGAUGAAUUUGGGCGCGGUUGUGAUUCGAAUUGACGGCGAAUAUGAAGCUUCCGUUAGUCGGGCGAAGGAAGAUGCUCGCAUGAACGGCUGGUACUUCGUUAGCAGUACCUCCUGGUCCGACUUCGAUAAUGACGUGCCUCAGCACGUCAUGAACGCCUAUAUGGUCGUACUGGAGGAGGCAGUCGCUUUAAUUCCUCAACUCGACCGUAUCUCUCACGUUUUUGUCUGCGGUGGUGUUGGAAGUAUUGCCGCCGCCAUUUUUCAAGGCUUCUACACUCAUCUCCGUGGAAACCAAAAGUCGCCUACUCAAAUGCCCCGUUUUGUUGUUGUUGAACCCUCCGAGGCGGACUGUCUACUGCAGAGUGCAAAGAAUGGCCAGGAGCGUCAGUCUAAAGGUACACUGCGUACGCUAAUGGCUGGUCUAGCUUGCCGCGCACCUUCUCCAGCCGCGUGGAAGAUCCUCACCUGGUUGGCCAGUGAUUUCAUUGCUGUUCCAGAUUCAGUUGCGGUAGAGGGUAUGAAGGCGUUGGCUAAUGGCGAUGAGGGUGAUGUUCCUGUGGUGUGUGGUGAGUCGUCGGCUGCUAGUAUGGGUGUUGUGCUAGGAUGUGGCUCAGAUUCGAGCCUUCGUGAGAAAUUAGGAUUGGAUGGGAAUAGUCAGGUCAUCAUUUUCGGCCUCGAGGGCGCAACAGACCCCGAGAUCUACGAAUCACUUGUGGGGAAACCGCCUGUUGAAGUGUUUGAGGCUCAGGAUUGUUUCGCUACCAAGAACUAG
Messenger RNA from Penicillium manginii, 1257 nucleotides. RefSeq names its product tryptophan synthase beta subunit-like PLP-dependent enzyme. The coding region runs from base 1 to 1257 and encodes 418 amino acids. The transcript has a single exon. Lineage: Eukaryota; Fungi; Ascomycota; Eurotiomycetes; Eurotiales; Aspergillaceae. The record is from RefSeq and is a predicted model, not a curated record.